Messenger RNA from Schistosoma haematobium, 1436 nucleotides. RefSeq names its product Dihydropyrimidinase- protein 3-B (gene DPYSL3B). The coding region runs from base 68 to 580 and encodes 170 amino acids. The record is from RefSeq and is a predicted model, not a curated record. NCBI's taxonomy places the organism in Eukaryota, Metazoa, Platyhelminthes, Trematoda, Strigeidida, Schistosomatidae. Gene Ontology annotation, molecular function: hydrolase activity, acting on carbon-nitrogen (but not peptide) bonds, in cyclic amides. Gene Ontology annotation, cellular component: cytosol. The transcript has 3 exons.
GUCAACUGGCACAAACAUUGAAGUUCAACCGGAUACGCCAAGACUUGAUGCUACCGGAAUGUUAAUUAUGCCAGCUGGAAUUGAUAUGUCUACUUACUUAAUACAAGAUAUCCAUCCGAUUGAUACAGAAGCGUAUAUAAAUUUUACAAAAGAGGCUCUACUUGGUGGGACUACAACAAUCGUUGAUACUAUCAUAUGUCCAAAAGAUUCAUCAGCUGUUGAUCUUUUAAUAAAAUAUAAAAAUACUUUCAAAGAAACAAAAUUUUGGUGUGAUAUUAUCAUUCGUAUUGGUUUUAUGGAAAUUCAAGAGAAUCAUUUAAAUGAAAUAGAACAAUUAGCUAAACAACAUGGGAUUAAUUCGUUUCUAUUUAUUGUUGAUCCAAUGGAAAUGGAUAAACCUUCUAAAAAUUCAUCAUACAUUACAAAUUUAUUAAAAGCUUUGGAUAAAUGUAAACAAACUGGUUCAAUUGCUGUUAUCAAAUGUGAUCUAAGAAAGUUAAAUUACAAUUGUCCAAGUGAUUAUUUGAAUAAACAAAAUGAUGUAAGUAAAAUAAAAGUAAUAUAUUUGUACAUAUCCUAACAAGUAGAAAACUUAAAUUUUCUGAUGUUUCGUAACUUAGUGUAAGUCACUUCUUCAGGGUAAAUAACUGAUCAAAUCAAAAUGAGUCCAAGUUUAAAUAGUACAACAGAACAACACAAAAAUAUUAUGUGCGAUCAAUGAUGAAAACAGAUCUAAGCAAGUUAGUGUUAUGUUAGAUGGUGGUUGGAGGUAGUCGACAGGAAACCCUGUACUUAGGUUUCGUGCUACUUGGCACUCAUCAGCAACAUGUACCUGUAAUCUUUAGGGAACUGGUGCUCCCUGACGGAUUCGCUCCCGUGUCACCCAGUCAAUGUUAUGUCAUUUCGGUCAAGAUGAUUUAUAAACGACAUGUAUGUAGGUGGGUGGGUGCUUGACUGUGUAUAUGUGCAAGGUCAGGGAUGAUAAAAUGUGACCUUUGUAGUGAGAAAGGAGAGAGUUUAAUUUGUAUGUAAGAUAAUAGUGUGAAAUGUGAAUAAUAUUAGAUAUGGUAGCUUGGAUAGAUAGUCCAAGUCGGAUGUAUGGUAAGGCCUUGUUUUCUAUUGAGUGCAGUAGGAUUAAGCAUUAUAAUUAAAGUCUUAGCUACUCUCUUUUCUUCGUAAUUAGAUGAUUACACAAAUAAAUUCUUAAUAUUGUAUGUAUAAAUGCAUUUAUAGCAAGUAGGAUAUGUCUGAAAAACUUUAAACUACAUACAUAAGAAGGUAGAGUUUUCUGCAUGUUCUUAAUAAAAAUUGUUUUGUGGAGUAGGUCAUAGAUAUCAGAUGAUGAAAUAUGGAUUAAGAUCUCAAGUUAACUAAUGUGAUCUAGCUAUUCUAAUUUCAUAGAGUGUAUACAUCUAAGCCAACUCCGCCUGUAGCUC